This is a messenger RNA of Spirodela intermedia, 11260 nucleotides long. The record is from the annotation of a GenBank genome assembly. NCBI's taxonomy places the organism in Eukaryota, Viridiplantae, Streptophyta, Magnoliopsida, Alismatales, Araceae.
AUGGCGGCUGUGAAGGAGGACGCCGGGGGUCGAGGGGGUGGCUUCGAGGGGGAGAUGGAGGUGGAGGCGUACCGGCGCCUCUUCCCGCUCCCCUACUACGAGCGUCACCUCCUCGAGUCUGUGAGGCCCGAUGCCAGGCCUCUCUCUUCCGCCCGGGACACCUCUAUUGCUGUUGGUUUGUCCUUUGCUACUCUCUCUCUGUCUCUCUCUGUAUCUCUGUAUCUCUGUGUCUAUCUAUUUGUGCUUACGUGUUUUUCUGUCUGUAUCUUACCUUUUCUUUUCAAUCUCUCGCAACGUUUGUUCAGGGGCUGUUUCUUCUGCUGAUGGCUCAGCUCUAGUGAAGACUGGAGAGACCGUACGUCCUGUUUCUUCCUUCUCUUCCUGAAGCAAUCUUCUUAUUUUUCGCGUUUUAUGUAAACUUUUGGAUAAGUAAUCGUCGCACUGUGAAGAUUGGCUGAGUGCUUUACUUGUACCUUAAGUCGUUUGACAAAAUGCUUCCGUGGAAUCAUGCCCUCAAACCGUGUAAACAGACCAUGCUCGCGGCCAUCAAGUUGGAGGUGAUGAGCCCUUCUCAAGACUCGCCUGAUGAAGGCUCCCUAGGUCUAUUGUCAACCCUCUUUAUCCCCUGCUACCUGGUUGAAUAUUUCCUUUUUCAUUCCUGAUAUUUUACGGCGUUUCUUAUUUUAUUUUAUAUUCUUUUUCUUAUUUUCAUCUUCCUUUAGCUAUUGAUUUCCACAUGCCUCCAAUCUGUUCGCCAACUGUGAGGCCAGGGAGGCCUGCUGAAUUGGCACCUGUACUAUCUAAGCAGCUGUCUGAUGUUAUCUCAAGGUACAUUUAUUUUCUUUUACCUCUGUACUUAUUCUUCUUUUGCUGCAAUCAUUAAACGAGGCACGUAGAUUGUAAUGUUUUAAAUGUAGUUCUGUGUCACGAAAUUGAAUGAUAUUGACGGAGGAACUACCUAAUGGGUGAAAGACUGUUCUUUAUGAUAGGCACGAUUGAUCUUGACUCAUAAGUGCAUUUUUAGAAGCUAGUUAGCAGCAUUUUUGUCAUAGAUCAAAAUGUUACAAGGUUUUAUUGUGACUUUCUGCAAGGAAAUUGACUGUCACGGUUAUAUAAAAACCGCCUCUCUGUUCUCCUUUGAAUAUAAAAAAUCAGAGAAUCUUCUUGUUUGUCAAUAUUUUGUAAAUAAUUCUCAAAAUCUAAUGAUAUUUGGCUGCUUGUAUACCUUGUGUGAGGCAUUUGACGACAAUAUCAAAAUCAGAUUGAUGGGCUAUGACAUAUGCCUAAGAUGGAACUGUUGGACGAAAAUGCAUAACAGAGAUUUGGUGGCUUGCCCUUUUUGACUAUUUGGACAUAGAGGAACUAUCAUACUUUUGAAAGGAAAAACUCUUCAGCUCCUAGGUUUUUAAUUGGGUUUGUGAGCGGAUUGUAUGAGACAUAUAUCUUAAUGAUGAUGAUCAUGAAUAUGUUAGUAUUGGGAUCUUGGGUUUUCUAUUUGGUUUACACGACCUAUCUUAUGAACAUCUUUUUAUUUGCUAAUGAUUAGGUGGUACUUCUCACCUUAAGAAAGGAAACAUUUCCAUUCUAUACUUAGAAAACUUUUUUAGUUAUCAGUUUCCUCAUUACUUCGCAAUGGAGAAGAGAAAAUUAGAGUCAACAUAGAGUGCUAUCGUAUUAAAAUAGAAAAUAAAGAAAAACGAGUUUUGUGGACUUGUUGGUGCCUCAACCUCUGCAUUUGCCAACUGAGAUCCUUUGAAUCUGAAACUAAGCUUUUAGCUACAUUCGACUGAAAAUUGAGUCCCUUUUUCACUUUUAUACACUUUACUGUUUGAGAACUGGUAAUGACACCUGAUUUAGUACUUCGUGCUCAACAAUUUAAACUACCCUGUAAAUGGUAUUAAAAGGGUAGAUACAUAUGUCUUCUGUUUUGUUUUCCUUUCCCCUUGAGGUUCGUAGAAGGUAUGUCCACCGUUUCUUUUCAAGGAAGGAAAUUUAUCCAUCCACCAAUCUGCUGGGUGAUUGCUUUUUUUACUUUCCUUAUCUCACAUUCAUUAUUUUGGACAUAGAUCUCCAGGCUAUAUUGACGAUACCACAAUUGGUGUAUGGCAUUCAUAAUUUCACGCUUCAAUCCAAAACAAAAUGUUGACCUUUACCCGCAUGUCAAACGUUCAGAUAUGUCACAGUAAUAUUUGCGGCCUCCCAAACUCUAUCCCAUCUGACAAAGUGAAAAAGUCUCCAUCUUCUCUGUCCUUACAAGCAAGUAGACAUGUUCGUAUUAGAUUUUCAUAUAUCUUUUGGUGGCUUCACUGAUCACUGAUGUGGGAGUUCUGCAUAAUAGACGUACUUGUUAACGUUGAACUUGUGCUUUUCCGUCUGCUCUGUGUAGAUCAAAGAUGAUUCACCUAAAAGAACUCUCUUUAGUCAGCGGGAAAGCUGCUUGGAUGGCUUAUCUGGUAAAUUGACACUGUUUAUUCAUUCCUCUGUUAUUAUGUUGUAAUUUUAGAUGCCAAUACUUGAUUUUACUACGUACAUGGCUCUUCAAUGCUGUUCACAGUUUCCCUUUGGGCGAGCUCUUGAAUACUCAACUAUGCACCAUGUGAUACAUUUGUUGGCAUCUCUUUAUGGGAAAUUCUGCUCUGAUGACUCUUCAUCCGCAUUUUAAUGAUAUCCAUUGCUUUCAACAUAGAGAUGGAGGAAGAUCCUUUAUUAUAAGGGGAACAUUUUUUCAUUUUUAGUUGAGUUGACCAUCUCACCAUUGUGAGAGUUACUUCCAAUUUGUUGAAUUUCCUCUAGUUCGUUCAUUUCUUGAAGAACGAUAGAUCUUCUCGUGGAAGAAAAUAAGGGCUUAUAUUUACCACAUAUGAGGAAAAAGAAUUUAAAAUGUGUUUUUACAUUGAGAUAGGGGUCUGUUGUUUAUAACAGAUCCAUGGGAGAAGAUUCUAGACAGUCUUACAUCUCGAGACAUGCAGGUGAUGUUCACGUGCUUCUUAAAGUGAAGCACGGAUACACUUCACCCAACUGCUAAUGCAGUAUUUACAUUAUAUUUCAAAUCUCCCCUUCAAGCUGGUGAGUGGAUAUCAUCCAUUCCUAGCUUUCAGAGCACUUGUUGUAGUUGAGUCGUAGAGACACAUCAAAUCAGUUAGUUGAUGUUGAGUGGGGAUGUAAGGAAUACAGAUUUCUUUAGAUUCCAAGUUUUCCUUGAUAAAGUGACGAUCUAUCUUCACAUGCUUUGUGUGAUCAUGUUGAAUAUGAUUAUGCACAAGAUUAAUUACAGAUUUACUGUCACAGUAGAGCUUCAUAGGACCUGAAAUAGGAAUCUUUAGGUCAAUGAGUAAAAUCUUCACCCAAAGUAGUUCACAUAUCCCAUGUGCAAGUGCCCUGAAUUUUGCUUCUGCAGUUGAGCGAGCAACCACAUUCUGUUUCUUGCUGCGCCAAGUAACCAAAUUUCCUCCCAUAAACAUCAUAAGACUUGAGGUUGGUCGAUGAUCUAAAAGAGAACCAGCAUAAUUAGCAUCAAUAUACAUCUCAACUGUUACUUUAUCACCAUAUUUGAAGAGAAUGCAUUUUCUAGGAGUUCUCUCUAAGUAGUGUAACACUUGAUAGGCAGCAUGAAGAUGGGAUUCAGUUGGCUGAUGCAUGAACUGACUUAAGAGACUGACUGCAUAUGGGAUGUCAGGUCUAGUGUGUGUGAGAUAUAUCAAUCGUCUAAUAAGACGUUGAUACAUUUCUCGAUCAAUAGACUCCUCCCCUUCCCCAACACUAAGUUUGUGGUUAGGAUCAAGGGAGGUGCUAGCUGGUUUGCAUGCAGGCUUUCCAGUAUCUUUUAGAAGAUUUGCCACAUACUUUCGUUGAGAGAUGAAUAUGCCCUUAGAAGAAUGAGCCACCUCAAUGCCUAGAAAAUAUUUAAGACAACCCAAAGUCUUGAUAUCAAAUUCUUUGGCAAGAUAUUUGCUCAAAUUUCCUUGUUCAAUGUCAUCACUUCCAGUAAUUAUAAUGUUGUCAACAUAAACUAGAAGUAUAGUAACUCCCCCUAAUGAAGUAUGCUUGAAAAAUAAUGGGUGAUCAGCAUUACUAGGACGAUAACCAAAUUUUCGCAUGAUAGUAGAAAAUCUCCCAAACCAUACACGUGGAGAUUGUUUUAGUCCAUACAACGACUUUCUUAGUCUAUAAACAAUGUUAGAUGACAAACUUCCUCUAUAACCAGGUGGAUAAUACAUAUAUACUUCAUCAGUAAGAUCCCCAUAAAGAAAGGCAUUCUUCACAUCAUAUUGUUGAAUAUUCUAACUAUAAAUAGCAGCCAAUGAUAAAAUAAUUCUGACUGUGUUCAUUUUUGCCACAUGAGAAAAGGUUUCAUGAUAGUCAAUUCUAUAAACUUGUGUAUAUCCUUUAGCUAUGUACCUUUCAACUGAUUCAUCAGCAUUGCAUUUUAUAGAAUAAACCCAUUUACACUCAACUGCCCAUUUAUCCUUAGGAAGAGGUACAAGCUCUCAUGUAUUAUUUGUCACAAGAGCAUGCAUCUCAUCAUCCAUGGCUUGUUUCCACUCUUUCUUGGAGAGAGCUUCUGAAAUAUUAACUGGAAUGGUAAUAUUAUCCAAGGUAGCAAGGAAGGUUUUAUAAGAUGGAGAAAGUUUAUGAUAGGAAAUAAAGUUUGCUGAAGGAUAUAAUGGGUACUUUGUACAAGCUCGUGGAGGUUUCUUGAGGGCAAUAGAAAGGUCAUUGGAUUGGGGAGUAGUAGUAUUUUCUGCUAGGAUAUGAAUGUGGUUUCUUGGUCAUUGGUUAAGGCCAGUUCGGAGUCUUGGGGUGAUCCAGAAUUUGGAGGCACUUGUGUUCUUGAAUAAACCUGACCAAAUCUGAGUUUUUCAGGAAGCAGAUCAGGAAGAGAUGGACUUUGGUCAUACACAUGAAUUGGUAGAAUAAUUUGACCUGGAGGAGAAGAAACUCCUGGGAAAAAAACAGGUAAAGGUGGAAAUGACAAAGAAGUAUCUUGUGAGUUUUUCUGGAAGUAAAAAACUGAUUCAUGAAAGGUAACGUGUAUAGUUGUAAAGAAUUUUUGAGUUGGUGGAUGAUAACAUCGAUACCUUUUUGAGUUGUUGAAUAUCCAGAAAAUAUACAUUUGAGGGAUCUUAGAUCUAAUUUACCUUUAGCUCGAUUAUGAUCAUGGAUGAAUGAGACACAUCCGAAUAUGCGAGGCUCUAAUGAGAUAUGGAGAUGAUUAAGAGGGAAAUAAGAAGCUAAUUUUUCCAUAGGACUUUGGAAACCCAAGGUUCUAGUGGGAAGAUGAUUUAUUAAAUGUGUUGCUGUUAAGAGAGCUUCACCGCAAAAAAAUUUAGGUGCACCUGCCUGAAACAAGAGUGAUUGUGUAACCUCCCAGAGGUGUCGAUUUUUCCUUUCUGCCAAUCUGUUUUGCUGAGGAGUAUAAACAUAUGAAGACUCAUGUAUAAUACCCUCAACUUGAAUAAAAGAAUUCAGAUCGUUGCUUAAGUAUUCCUUAGCAUUAUCUGACUUGAAUUUCUUUAUAGGAUUAUCCAAUUGGGUUUUGAUCAUUGCACAGAAACAUUUCAACACAAUUAAAACUUCGGAUUUCUGCUUAAGAAGAAAGAUCCACAUGCAACAGGUGCAGUCAUCCACAAAGGUAACAAACCAUUUAUUACCCAAUAGAUCUACAUUGGGACAUGGUGCCCAAACAUCACUAUGGAUGCAAGAGAAAGAGAUCUCACUCCUUUCAUUUCUAAUUGGAAAAGAAACAUGAAUAUGUUUGGACAAUUCACAUACGUCACACUUAAGGGUUUUUACAGACACCUUUUGAAACAAGGAAGGACGAAAAGUUUUCAUAGUAGCAAAAGAAGGAUGGCCUAAUCUUUGAUGAAGGAGCUGAAUGUGAUUCAGAUCCUUGUGAUGUUCUAGAGAUGGUUCCGCUUCCUCAAGACAUGUUUGGCUAGAUCCCUCCAAGAUGUAAAGUUCUCCUCGUUCUCUAUCAACUUCAAUCCUCCACUUCUGGACCUUAUCAAGGAUAACACAAAGGCCUUCAUCAAAAAAGGCACGUUAAGGUGUGUUUUUAACAAGACUUUUUACAGAAAUAACGUUGGUGAAAAGCUUGGGAACAGGGAGAACUUUGGUGAGGAUUCUUAAAGGUUCAAGAGUCAAGUCUCUAAUACCAGCAACCGUAAGAACUGUAAUCAGCAGUAAACACUUUUCAGUCAUUGGAACAUGGGAUGUAGGUAAUAAAAUGAUGUGACGAAUUUGUCAUAUGAUCUGUUGCUCAUGAAUCUAUUACUCAACAUCCAGUAAUAUCUUGGGAUGGAGCUCGAACACCAAGAGACGAGUGGAACUCACCAAUUUGAUGACUCGUUGAUGGCUGUGAAUGUUGUGUUACUAUUGCCUUCAAUUGCUCUGAUUCAAGGUGAAGUUUCUCUACUUCGCUUGAUGGAGUUGAAUCAAUAUCUCUUGGGUUUGUUUGUUUAGACUUUUGAUUGGAUGAAGAAUCAAUCACCAUGUGAGCCUGAUUCACUCGAUUCUCAGAAUUCCGUGGUUUACCAUGGAGUUUAUAGCAUUGCUCCCUGGUAUGAUGGGGUUUUCUGUAAUAAGUGCACUAGAGAUUAUCUCUAUAAUCGUUUUUCUGGUUCUUCCCUUGCACAGAUGAUGAUUGAUGGUUCGGAUAUUCUGUUGAUUUAAUGGUGUGUCCUGGUUUGGCUAAAAAUGCUGUCUUACCCGACUCUUGAGUAGACAACAUCAAUUUUUGACGAAUCUCUUCAUUCUGUACAAUUGAUAUCAUAUCAUUCAGAUCUGGUCUCCUUUCACAUCCUAGAAUUUGCUGUCUGAUAUGAUAAAAAAUAGGACUUAAACCAGCCAAAAAUUUAAAGACCUGCCUUUGUUCUAUCAAAUUUCGUUAUGUAGAAAUUUCUUUGGGUUCUUUAGUCCCAAGAUCAGGAUAAUAAUCAUGCUCCUGGCAUAGAUUUUAAGUUCUCCUGUGUACUCCAGUGAUUUAGAACCUUGAGUAAGUGAUUGAGAUUUUAUCUCCAUUUCAAUGUGUGACUCAUUGUUUUUCAUCGAAUAUUUCAUGUGUACUGUUCCCCACAAAUCUUUCGCAGUUUUCAUAAAGAAAAAAUCUCUAUUGGUAUGGGGAAUCAUUGUUCCCCAAAUUCAUGUCUUUAUCAAAGCAUCCUCCUCUCGCCAUUUUCUAAAUUGCCUUAACAUUGGAUCUGGUGUAGUUUCCUCUAGAUGAUGUAGCAUCCCUCUGCCAGUAAGAACUUCUUUAAUAUAUUCUGACCACUGGAUGAGAUUAUAUCCAGUCAACUUAAAUUCUGUAGGCAUGACAGGAGUUCAAUCAUCAAUCUUGAUGAUACAGGAUUGACUUCCAUAAUGGUGGUAGAGACAUCACCUACUGAGGUCUCUCCUCCUUCAGGCCUGAAUGAGAACAAAUCGAAAUAGGAACAACUGCUUACUAAGUAGAAAACAAACGUAAUUCUUGUACGUCUUGAAAGGAAAAUCAAGAAAUAUCUUGAGAAGGGCUCAAGAAACUAUAUUGAUCUUCUAAGUCCUCAAGAAGAGGCUCACAGAGACAGCAUAGAUCUCUUAUACAGAAAGAGAUAAUAAGAAAGGAGCAAUCGCACAUAGAUUUGCUCUGAUAUCAUGUUGAAUUUCCUCUAGUUCAUUUGUUUCUUGAAGAACGAUAGAUCUUCUCGUGGAAGAAAAUUAGGGCUUCUAUUCACCACAUAUGAGGAAAAAGAAUUCAAGAAGUGUUUUUACAUCGAGACAGGAGUCUGUUACUUAUAACAGAUCCAUGGGAGAAGGUUCUAGACAGAGCUUUACAUCCCGAGACAUGCAGGUGAUGUUCACGUGCUUCUUUAAGUGAAGCACGUGAUACACCUCACCCAACUGCUAAUGCAGUAUUUACAUUAUAUUUCAACACAAUUGUCCUGAGAAAAUGAGCAUAGAAAAUAACCAUAGAAAAAGGUUGAAAAUAAUACUGUGUUCAGACUGUCAUGCAAGGAUACGAAUUGGCAUAAGAAAUACAAUGGUCUGCUUCCAUUUUUCACUUUUACAGGGAUAGGGGGAGCACUCAUUUUCCGUUUCUGGUGUUCUGCCUUGCCUACCUGUCAUGCGUCCCCAGUUAGUUAGCAUAGUUCAUUUUUUUCUUUCAUCAAAUAUCACAUUUUUACUGUUUUCUACUUUGCAGGACAUAUAUUGUCUCAAUGCUGAUGGCUCCCUUUUCGACGUUGCAUUGCUAUCAGCAGUGGCUGCACUGGCACACUGUAUGGUUCACCUAUAAUUAUUUUUACCAUUUGCUUAAAUUUUGUCAUUUUUUUCUUCUGCAUUAUCUAUGGGUAAUGACUGAACCUGUUGAUCUCUCAUUUAUUAGUUUGCUGUGUGAAAUAUAUUCAUGUAGACGUGUCAACUUGGCUUGUCAUUGUUCCAUGUGUGGCUGCUGAGUCUUUGUUUUUUUUUGUUUUGGUUGAAUUCGAACAGUCAUAUUUGAAUGUUCUAGAAUUUUAUGCUUUCAUCUUCAUUUCUCUCCAAUAGUUUUGAGUGCUUACUUUCAUGGAGUUAUGGCUUAGGAUUUGUAUCUUGUUUAAUCAUUAAUGGAUGGUUAAGAUUUGUUUGUUUGUAUGUCACUUUCCUUAUUUUGAAAAUAAUUGUCGUCAUUUUGUUCCAUGUCAUUUACUGUACUUAAGAACAUGAGAUUUUUCAUUGGAAUGUAAACGAAUUAGGGGCAGAUGGCGAUAACCUACAGCUUAGUUCCUCAAAAAUGCAAGCGGGGACUUACCCUGUGCUUAAUGAUAUAAAGGAUACGACAUAGAGAAAAAUCUGAUCCAGAAAGCUGGUAGACCAGAUGAUACAGAAGCACACAACAGUAUACCAGGUUUCAGCAGCACACAGCAGGGACUCGUUUGCCUUUUAAUUUGAACGUGGAUACUACCUUGUUACUAGCCGACAUCAUAGAACCAGGUUACAUCCUCUGGAUGUAUGGUAAUUCUAUGGAUUAUAAUAGAAGCUUCAGAGAAUGCUCUUUGAUUCUCCCUUUGCUUCUAUCCAGGGAUGGCCCACUGUGUUAGUGAAACCCAUGUGUCCUUUUCUUGUGCUUGAGAGUGGAAGAAAGUUGGGACAUAUGCAGAGAUAUUAUCAAUUGCAACUUUCCAUUCCUCAUUAAAGUUGUCUAGGUACUAUCAACAGAGCUGCAUUCAACACGGAUGGCAUUGACUAAUUCCAUUAUGCUUCCACAGAAGAAGCAAGUCGCUCUGAAAGCUGGUUUUAAUUUCUUGAUUCUUUCUGAAGUGGCAUCUUCACAGACUGCCCCCCUCCCCCACCCAAAACCACCUCCCCUUUCACGAGACAGGCUUUUGAAGGCCUGACUGAUAAUUUCUGUUUCUAAAUCAUUCUUUCUGUUUACUUGUUGGCCUGAGUUUGAUUUAAAAUAUUGAGUUAGAUAAAGAUGUCGUCAGUUUUUACAUUCAAAUUUAAAAGAUUUGUGGGCAAUUUCACACACCAACCCCUACUAGUAGACCAAUAUUUUUUAUGUGGACAUAGCUUCGAUUUGGAUGGUAAAGAUUUUCUUUGGACGAUCGCUAAGGGAGUUUUCUUGAGAAAGAGAAGGCUCGGGAGCAGUUUCUUGUAUAAUGUGAAUAUCUGAGGUGUAUUGAUUGACAUUGAAGUCGUUUAUUGAUGAUCUCAUAUUAGGAGCAUAAAGUAGAUGACUGGUGGAGACUUAAUAGCCCUUCCUUCCCCUCCACUCUCCUUUUUUUUUUUUUUUUUUUCUGCUGGGUGGUGUUGGUGGUUGCGUGUGUUUUAGGUUUUUCUUUAUUUUAUUUGGUGGGUUGGGGUGGGUGUUGAAACACCUCAUCUCUUCUGUCUUUGGCUUCUGGAGAGAUUCCAGAGGAUGCAUACUCUACUGAAUGGCCUCAAGGAGACAGUAGAAAUUCCAUAGAUUUAUCUGGAAAUGUUAUUUUUCUCGGUUAUUGCAGAAAUCUCCUAAAGGCAAAAAGGGAAAGAGAAAAUUAAUUGGAACACACUUUAUAUGCGUCUGAUAAUGAAAUGCUUGUAGGUUCGAGCUAAGCAUCAUAAACGUACAUGACUUUUGAUAAUUUAAGCUCCAAGAGGUGGUUCUGAAUAUCAGGCGCCCCAAAGUUUUCUCAAGACGGUCCAAAUAAAUUUAUUUUUUCUCUAGAUCUUCAACAUGUUGUUUUCUUGUUGAUUUAUACUUUUAGUAUAAUUUUCGCAAAGUUCUAAAUUUUUAUAUUUAACUAGGUUUGCAAUGAUACGAGAACAAUGGUCUUCUGGCCAUCCCUUAAGCACUGAGGCAAAGCAUUCUAUAAGUCUCACAUUAACAAUAUAAGCAAAAAAAUAAUUUAACAGAUUAAUAAUGUGUGUUGAUGGUAGUAAUAAUGAAUAUAUGAAAUAUUUGACUUAUUUUAUGAUAUAUUAUGAUUUCAAGCUUACAUUAUUAUUUGUCUAAUUGUUUCACGAAAAGAUAUCUUAUGACAAACUCAGUCUCAAGUUCAUAGUGGUAGAUAGUUCCAUAAUUUCUCAUUAACUUAUUGAAGCAUAUUUACCAUCUGUGCAGUGCAUAUUCCUCUUGUAUCUCUUAACGAUGAGGGACGAAUAAUCGCUGUAUCUGGGGACCCAUCAAGAAAAACAACGAGGGAGGUGGUCAAUAAAGAUAAGAGAAAGCUCAGCCUGAACAGCGUCCCCUUCUCUUUGACAUGCCUACUUCACAAGGACUACAUCCUCGCUGAUCCCACUGCAGAGGAAGAGUCCAUCAUGGAUACACCUGUGACUGUGGUGUUGGACUCCUUGGACUGCCUCGUGUCCCUAUAUAAACCGGGAGGAGCAGCCCUCGCAUUGACAUCAUCUCUCAAGGUCUGUGCCCAUAGAAGGCCAAGAACAGGUUCUUGGCCAUUCAUCUCCAUUAGCUUGACAACUAAACUUUCUGGUUUUCUCUUAAACUUAGGGUUCGGAUUCAUCAAAUUCAAUCAUACAUUAUUUUGAUUGUUGUUCGUGAAGGUUUCUUCAUUGUUUUGCUUGUGAUUCAUCCUUCCAAAGGAUAGCUUCCUUAAUCAUUCACUCAUAUUUUCCCCCACAUUAGGACCUUCCUUCCAUCACCAAUCCCAUGGCCCAACAUCUACCCUGGCAUGCUUUCUUUCUCUCUUCGCUCAUGCUUCUCCAAUUUUGGCAGGAAUGUGUUUCUCUUACAAGGAGGAGGGUACAGGAGCUGCGGAGUAUUUUAGAUGAAGCCCUUCAAUCCACAGAAAUGGAUGAGGACUGA